Molecule: messenger RNA, 2158 nt
Organism: Onychostruthus taczanowskii (white-rumped snowfinch)
Lineage: Eukaryota; Metazoa; Chordata; Aves; Passeriformes; Passeridae
Gene: IL10RA
Product: interleukin 10 receptor subunit alpha
Molecular function (GO): protein binding
Source: RefSeq, a predicted model, not a curated record
GCUCAGCUCCCGCCGGGGCACAGCCCGGCCCCGCUCGCCCUGCUGCCACGGAGGAUGCUGAGCGGCCAUGGUCCCCUCUGCCACCGCCCUGGCGCUGUGCCUGGCGCUGCUCCUUGCCUGCCCCACGCUCGGUGAGGGGCUGGCCAUGCCCCGCUCCGUGCGCUUCGCUGUGGAGAUGGGGCGGAACCUGCUGAGGUGGGAGCCGGGCCGCGGCUGCCCCAGCAACGCCAGCUACGACGUGGAGUACAUAGUCUACGGCUCAAGAAUCCCCUGGACAGCCAUCCCAGAGUGCAGCAACACCUCGGAGCACUCCUGUGACCUCACCCGCUACACCCCGGACCCGAAGCAGCGCUACCACGCGCGGGUCAGGGCCGUGGCCGGGAGCAACGUGUCCUCCUGGCAAAGGACCGGCGGCUUCUUCCCACAGCAAGCUGGCCUUCGCCUGGCGGGCCAGAGACUCUCUGUGAUGGGCAACUCCAUCCAGGUGCGGCUGCGGCCGCUGCUCCGCUCCGGGAACGCCACCCUGGAGCACAGCGACUUCCAGAAGGAGAUGACCCGGUACCACGUGUACCUCAGGAGGACACGGGACAACCACACGAUCACGGUGGUGAAGAACAGCACCGAGUUCACCAUCGGCGAGCUGUUCUGGCUCACAGAGUACUGCCUGAGCGUGGAGCCCAGCCUGGCCAGCCUGCCCGUCCCCGCCACGCGCUCCGGCGAGCAGUGCGUCACCACGGGCCACAGGGACAGGAGUGCAGAGCUUCUCCCGGACAUCCUCAGCUCCUCCUUCAUCAUCCUGUCCUUGCUGGGCCUCCUGGGGGCUCUGCUGGUGUGUACCUACACCAGGAAACCCGUGAGGACACCAUCUGCCCUGGUAAGGCAGGGACAGUGCCUGGGGCCAGAGCGAGGGCGCGGGCUCGGGGAGUGCUGGGAGAGGCAGGCACCAGCCAGGAUGAAGCACAGCUCACUCUCCUCUUCCUCUCCCUCCCAGAAGUCCCUCAUGAAGCAGACCUCCCUCUGGGGGGAGCAUGAGCCCCCAUCCUCGGCCAGCCUGGAUGCCGACCCCAUCCAGCAGCUCUUCCUGUGCCAGAAGGAGCCCCAGCCGGGCAGAGGCCCUGACAGCAGCACCCACACAGCCCAGCUGCCCCUGGAGCAGGGCUGGAAGCUCCCAGCAUGGCCCAAGGACCAGCUGGGCCUGCUGGGACCCACGGGGAGCAGAGACAGCAGCGGCACCAGCACCGACAGCGGCAUCUGCCUGCACAUCCCUUCCUCCUCCUCCUCCUCCUCCUUGAGCUGCUCCACAGGACCCCAGCCCCAGGGCUACAGGCAGCAGCUGCCCACGGCUGAGGACAGCGGGGUGGGCUUGGAGAGCCCCUGCCCUGCUGCUGGCUGCUCCUCUGGCAGCGGGAACGCCAGCCCAGGGCUGUCCCCUGCCAGCAGCCAGGCAGAGGUGGAGUUCAGGGGGUACCUGCAGCAGUCCAAGGGCACCGUGGAGCCAGAGCAGGCCCCGGGUGAGGCAGAGCCCCUCUCGGGCUGUGCAGGGUCCGUGCAGGGCCUGGGCAGCACCGACACCGUGCUGGACGUGGAGUGCUCCGAGCUGGCCGUGUCCAAAGGGUAUUUGAAGCAGUGCUCCCCCGAGCAUCCCCUCACACAGGACCUGGCUCCAUGGGGAGCCCCCACCUGUGACUUCCCCAGCCAGGUGGGACCCCAAGCCCCCACCCUGCUGAGCUGGGCAGCCCCAGCUGCUCCACUGACCUGCAAAGGCAGCCUUGAUCUGAAAACUCCCUUCGACCUGAACGUCUUCAACAACAACAACAACGCUGCCCUGCUGGGGACGCUGCUGCCCGUCCCCAGCUGGAUCACACUGCCCACCCAGCCCCUGGGCCAGCUCAGCGGGGACAGCAAGGACAGCCGCCUGUGACCCGUCCCUGGGGGCCACCAGCCCUGUGCUCUGACCCGACUACCUCGUCUGCCACUGGAUAAGCUACUCCUGACCCUGAAUGUCCACGGUGCCAGGCCCAGGAGCACCAGCUCAGUCACUGUGGGGCUGCUGUGGGCACCCCUCCAGCCACCCCAGCUAACGGGACACAGCGAUGGGCUGUGCUGGAGGGGCUCAUCCCGACCUCCUCGUGCCUCCCAGGAUACACUCCAGGGCACC